Molecule: messenger RNA, 4574 nt
Organism: Dermacentor albipictus
Lineage: Eukaryota; Metazoa; Arthropoda; Arachnida; Ixodida; Ixodidae
Gene: mip40
Product: Myb-interacting protein 40
Biological process (GO): negative regulation of transcription by RNA polymerase II
Cellular component (GO): transcription repressor complex; Myb complex
Source: RefSeq, a predicted model, not a curated record
GCCUACGUCACCACUGUUAACAAGAGCGCCAUCUUGCCUUGUACAAAUUAAAGGGUCAGCGGCGCGACGCUUGAUCUGUCGUUCAAGGCUAAUUACGGCUAUUACGCGUCCCUUGAUUCCCCAAAUAUCUGCUGCUUUAUCCGGAUGAAGAGGAGCAAAAGGUUUUGUGUGGGCGUCGUCGUUUAAACCAACAACUUUUCGGACGCGAAAGAGGCCUGGCGACUCCUUUGGACGACGAUGUCGCGACUCAAGCAGGAAAAGCGAGUUCCCGAGCUCGAACAGGCAAGAUCGAAGCUUGAUGGCGUCCUACAAAGUCUCGUGGAAAAAACCGAAGAAAGCCAGAGUUCAUCAUCGCAGUCGGAAGAUGAAUCAAAGGCAUUGGAUUCUGCUGCUAAGUGAGGAUGCUUCUCCUAAGAAGAUUCAAAAGACCCAGAGAAAACGCCGUCGAAAAGAUGACUCUGCUGUGCAGAAUUCAAACACAUACAUCACAAAAAUAUAUGGCUGCAGUGUUGACCUUGCCCAGUUUGAUGAGAAUUCUCCAUUGUAUUCAAUGUGUCGUAGCUGGAUACAAAAUAAACCUCUGCAGAGUUCGGAGCGGAACCAUGGUGUUGCAGAAAUAGACAAGAAAAAGAACACCAAUGAUAGUGCAGAUGAUGAUGACACAAAGGGCAUUUUUUUCCUACCUGCACCUGUGGCACCUCCCAAAGAUGAUGCUGGUAACGUCAAGGACCUUCGAAUACCUUCACCUGUUCCUCAGCCCAGUGAAAAGUUCUUUAUGGCAUCGGAUGACAGUGAGGUUGUGCCUGUGAAUGUCUUACUGGCUGGCCAUCAAACACGUUGGAAAAAUGUGCGGCAAAAGUGGAAAGAGGCAGCUAUGGCAAAUGAGGAGCGCUACAAAGAAAGUGCAGCAAUUCUUCUCAAGGCAAUGAGCAAUGACCAAGAUGCACCAUCACAAUGGGAGAGUGCACCAGCUUAAGGAAAAAUGUGGUUCUGCUUGCAUCACUCCACUGACUUAGCACGACACGUAGCAUCACAGACUUGAAUGCAAUCGAACUCCUGUAUCAACAUGUAUACAUGAGCUUAACUGUAAGAAAAGUCCAGCACAGUGGCUAUUUAGUAUGUGAGCAUUACUCAUCAUUUGCAGUGCACUGACCUCGUACCUGCAAACAAGUUUAGACUCGAAGCUUCAUUUUAACUCUGCUUGUUUAUGACAUUGCCGCCCCUCAACUGAAUUUACUAACUGCAUCAGAAAUAGUUGUCCGUAAACAUAUUACUUUUUUUUGCAGAAUACCAGGUUACCUGAGACAGAGCAAUAGUAGCAAUACUGGUAUUGUGCCGUAGAGUUUAACCAGGGAAGACAUGAAGCUUGUUGCAGUGACCCGCCAUAAAGCUGUUGGCAGCAACAUGGUUAUCAUGCAGGUUUAAAAAAUAUAUAUUGUGGUUAGAUCAACCAUCACAGGAUGGCACCACCAGCAUUGUUAUUGCCAGCCACGUCUCUGGUAUUCCAUAAAAGGUACCACAUAUGCAGGCAAGCUAAAACUAAAUGCUUCUUUAUGACUCCUGCGAUAAGAAGUUGCUUGAGAGAAGUACCCACCCCAGUGCCUUUCAAUCGACACUGAGAAUGCCUUGAAACAAAAUCUGAUCAUGUGAAUCACUGAGAAGCAUUAUCGAAGUUCAACAACCUCUUUAGUUGAAUGACUGGAGUGCCCUCUACUUUCUGGAGUUCAGUUGAAGUGUCAACUUGAGGAAUGUUUAGCUUAUCCAAGCAGCACAUGCUAAAGGGGUCCUGAAGCACUGUUUUAUCAAAGUCUCAAUGUGUUUUAGUAUGUAGAGUACCGGCCUCACAAGCCUGUUCUGGCAAAGCAAUUUCAAAAACAUUUAGUACAGUGGAAAUAUUGACAAUUGGAUGUUGCUAUAUUUAAAUAUAGCGCUGGCUCAAUUACUGACAAAGCUUAUCAAGCGUGAAAUGAAGACGAGUGCAGCUCCGAGACAACACUAUCAAACACUCAUUUGGUCCUCGUUAACCUUAAGCAGUAUAAAUAUGAACUGAUGAGUAAUCUUCAAUUACAUGCUCUAGCAGCCACUUUAUAGAAUGCCUGUGUGCUUUGGUUUCAGUUUUCUUAAAGAGACUCCACAUGGUCGAAAUUGAUCCAAAGACCUCUACAGCUGCAUCCCUUGAAGCCUACCGUGGAGUUACUGGACAUAGAACCUUGUCAAUUAUUACUUUUAUCCUUCUCUGCUAGUCUUUCAUAGCAGUCACAGGCUGUGCAAGUCUACUCAUUCCAGUCUUGGCACUGUCAUGGCUUUUGUAUAUUGUUUUCUGACCUGUUGGUCGACGGGCAUUCCAAGUUUCAGUACCUUUGAAGGCACUGGAACAUAAGGGAUGUUGAAUUAACAGGGUUUAUCGUCCUGAAGCAACAAAUGGGCCACGAGGGAUGCCACAGUGGAGAACUCGAUUAAUUUUGACCAGCUGGUGUAGUUCAAUGUGCUUUGCAACCUUAUGCUCAGCAUUCGAAUGCCAUGGUCACUGUGGCAGCCAUUAACUAAUGCUGAACUAAUGCAAGCUCUGCUCCAGAUGUUUGCGACUGCACAAUUUUAGAAUUUGUUUACCAUUCUAGCAUGUUUCAAGGGCCUCACGGGCCCUAUAAUGUGAUAUUAUCAUAUACUUGUCUUUUGCCAAUGCGAUUGUGACUACAUUUUGAAGCUUGCUGUUUGGCAGCACUGACAUCACAAGUAUUGGGAGCUAAGUCAGAUAUGCCCUGCACCGACACCUUUGGCGCUGCUUUGAAAGAGGCGAGAGGAGUCUGCCUUUUUGUGAUGAAAAAAGUUCAUUAUCUCUGGGAGGUUUCUGCCACACCAUGCCUGCAAAUUUCCCCAAUCUUCACGAGUUUAUCCAAUCCUUAUCUCCUCUUUGCGACCAUUCUGUUACUCUUAGUAGACAACUGGUUAUAGAUUUCCUAGGUAUACUUGAUUGUGGUGCGAACUACAUUGUGGAAAGGGGACAGAAAGAAAGACAGUGAAGUACAAGUUGACGCUUCACUACCUUCUUUUUUCUGUCCCCUUUUCACAUAAUAUAUUUUGCACCACAGUCAAGUAUACAUAUUAGUAUAUACCUACUAGUCUCGUAUAUUUCACUGAAGAAGUCCUUCUUGCAGGUUAGCAGGCCCCAUAUUUUGUAACAUUACAUUUGAUUUUCCAUUCCUUCCUUAUCACAUAGUGCGACGAGUGGCCUCAGAAAUAAUGCCAGUGCUGGAAUUUGUGAGUUAUGACAAAGGGUGGCAAGGAUGGAAAAUGACAUGCAACGUUAGGAAAUACAGUGCUAGGCAGCAGUGAACACAGCAUCUCAAGCCAGAAUUGGCCCAACCUAUUCCAGUAGCCUGCUUCCAUUCACUGUGGUAUCCAUGAAAUAAAAGGGAAAAUUGGUAUCUCCUUCAAAGCGAACCCAUGCAAGUUUCCUGUGAAAAAGCUUCGCAGACAACCAAUGAUGGUGCCACUUCUUAACAGAGCAGGUACGGUACCAAGAUCACCUGGAGGCUAGCAGAUGGCACGGUGCCGGUGAAUGAAUAUCUUAUGUGAGGCAGUUACUGACCUGCCACUAGAACAGCUGAUUCACAUACUUGAACUUUGUUCAGAGGUGUACAUGAUGACUAUGCAUCUCUCUUCAAAUACCCAUGAAAGGUAGAAAUAUUUUCGUUAAACAACUACUGAACGGAUUAAAGAAAAACGAUGCAAUGACAGUGGCAAAGUGGUUAAACAUGCGGCGAUAUUUGUCUACACUCAUCAGCAGAAUGCUAUUGCCAUUAGCCACCACAUAACUGUGGUGAAUAAAAAUAAUGUAUGAGCAUGAUGUAGAAGAAAUACAGUAAACUUAUGCCAACCCUUGAACUUCCAUACAAGGCUUAUACACUUUUGAAAUGCCUGGCCAUUUAAGACUAAUAAAUGAAACUGAAUGACUGUUGCAUAACCAAAAUACUAGCAUGACAGUGCUCACACCUGUGGGUCAAUUCGCUUGCGGUGAAUCAAAGCCUUAUUCCUUAAACUUGGCACAGUGUAUUCUGUCCAUGACAAGUUGCAUUUUGCCCUGCUAUGUGAUGUCAGAGUCUCAGUGCUACCACAUUAAACCAGAGACCAGCUCUAUGCUGUAAUGACUAAUAACUGCUUGCCAAGAUAAAUUUGGGUAGCUUUGCCUUUGACAAUGGCUGCAGCAAAUUUUGCCUCAUGAACGUGUUAUUCUGCUAAGUCAAAUGGUCAUUCCAAUAUUCGUUGUUGCCUUCAUUGUUGUCGUCACCAAAGUUUAGCUGCGAAGGUAAAACUUCAUGCCACGACUUAUUUAGAAGUACAUGUCCAGGUAUUGUAUAGCUAAUGGUGUGCAUUGUAGGAAAAGUAUAGUUUCUUGCACUUUAUCAUAGCCUGAUUUGUGCCCACAUAUGUAAGUUAUGAUCAUACUUCUUUCUCUUUUUUACUUGUUAAUAUGUGUGCUGUGUGUUAUUCAUGUGUGUGAAUUGUCCUUGAGCUGGUUCCUAAACACUUGUUUACUGAGUAAAGCUGAAAAUAAACACAUUCAAGCAUUAUUA